CUAGUGGCCUUCGUACGUCUCAUCUCCAAAUUGCAGAACAGAGGCUCUUCAAUGGCGAAAUCCCAUCUCUGUUCUUCACUUUUCUUCCUCUUCAUCCUCUGUUUCGCCCCUGUAAUUUUCUCAAGAUCGCCGGAAAAUCAAGAGACAUUCAUCGUUCACGUCUCUAAGUCGGAGAAGCCUUCUUUAUUCUCCUCUCAUCAUCAUUGGCACUCUUCCAUUCUCGAAUCACUCUCUCCUUCUCCUCAUCCGACCAAGCUUCUUUACAACUACGAACGUGCCGUUAAUGGCUUCUCCGCACGACUCACGGCUGCUCAGGCAGCCCAGCUGCGUCAUGUUCCUGGUGUUAUUUCGGUGAUUCCUGAUCGGAUCCGUCAGCUUCAUACGACACGGACGCCUCAUUUCUUGGGUCUAGCGGAUAACCUAGGGCUCUGGCCUGACACGAAUUAUGCCGAUGAUGUGAUUAUUGGCGUUCUUGAUACUGGAAUUUGGCCGGAGAGGCCGAGUUUCUCCGACGAAGGUUUGUCUCCGGUUCCGGCAAGCUGGAAAGGCACAUGCGAGACUGGGGAGGGCUUUUCCGCGUCGUUCUGUAAUCGGAAGAUUAUUGGUGCGAGAGCGUAUUUUUACGGAUACGCGUCUAAUUUUGGAAGAUCGUUUAAUGGUUCUUCGGAUUUCAAAUCUGCUAGGGAUACGGAAGGCCAUGGAACUCACACGGCCUCUACGGCUGCAGGUUCGUUUGUUAAAAAUGCUAGUUUUUUCCAAUACGCUCGUGGAGAAGCCAGAGGUAUGGCGAGUAGAGCUCGUAUCGCUGCCUACAAGAUCUGCUGGGAAUUUGGUUGUUUUGACUCUGACAUACUUGCCGCUAUGGAUCAGGCGAUUGCCGAUGGAGUUCACAUCAUCUCUCUCUCAGUCGGAUCCUCCGGCCGUGCCCCAGCGUAUUAUCGAGAUUCCAUUGCAAUUGGAGCGUUUGGCGCAAUGCAGCAUGGCAUUGUCGUCUCUUGCUCCGCUGGUAACUCCGGUCCUGGUCCUUACACGGCUGUGAACAUCGCUCCUUGGAUCCUCACCGUCGGUGCCUCCACAAUCGACAGAGAGUUUCUUGCCGAUGUGAUUCUCGGAGACGGUAGGGUUUUCAGCGGCGUGUCCCUCUACUCGGGCGAUCCUCUUGGCGAUUCCAAGGUUCCGUUGGUCUACGGUGGAGAUUGCGGUAGCAGAUAUUGUUACUCUGGAUCCCUCAAUCCAUCGAAAGUCGCUGGGAAAAUCGUCGUGUGCGAUCGAGGAGGGAACGCCAGAGUCGCCAAAGGAGGUGCAGUGAAAUCUGCCGGCGGUCUUGGUAUGGUACUCGCCAAUACUGAAGAAAACGGCGAAGAGCUUUUAGCAGAUUCCCAUCUUAUUCCGGGAACAAUGGUUGGAGAAAUCGCCGGCAACAAGCUUAGAGACUACAUCCAUUCGGAUCCGAAUCCAACUGCUAUAAUCGUGUUUCGCGGAACUGUCAUUGGCGAUUCGCCGCCAGCUCCAAGAGUCGCCGCCUUCUCUAGUCGUGGUCCGAACUACCGGACAGCGGAGAUUUUAAAACCAGACGUCAUAGCUCCGGGAGUUAACAUUUUGGCCAGCUGGAGCGGCUACAGCAGUCCGACCGGUCUAAACAUCGAUCCUCGAAGAGUCGAAUUCAAUAUCAUCUCCGGAACUUCAAUGUCUUGCCCUCACGUCAGUGGCGUCGCCGCCUUGCUCCGAAAGGCUUUUCCGACGUGGUCACCGGCUGCAAUCAAAUCUGCUCUGAUCACCACUUCUUACUCUUUGGACAGCUCCGGCAGCCCAAUCAAAGAUCUCUCCACAAGCGAAGAAUCAAAUCCAUUCGUCCAUGGCGCCGGCCAUAUCGAUCCCAACAAAGCUCUGAAUCCAGGCCUGAUUUAUGAUAUCAGCCCUCAAGAUUACGUUUCAUUUCUCUGCUCAAUUGGUUACGAUUCUAAACAAAUAGCUGUUUUCGUGAAGGAUUCUUCAUACUCCCAACUAUGUGAGCACAAACUAAGCAAUCCUGGCAACCUGAAUUACCCAUCAUUCGCUGUCGUGUUCAACGGCGAAGACGUGGUGAAAUAUACAAGAACAGUGACAAAUGUAGGAGAUGAAAGUGAUGUUGUUUAUGAAGUGAAAGUAGAAGCUCCACAAGGAGUUGAAAUCAGUGUUGUUCCAAACAAGCUGAGCUUCAAUGCAGAGAAGACAACAGAUUCUUAUGAGAUUACAUUCACAAAAAUCAGUGGAUUCGUGGAAGCAGCAAGCUUCGGAUCAAUUCAAUGGAGUGAUGGAAGCCACAAUGUUAGGAGUCCAAUUGCUGUCUCGUUCAACACUGGAUCCAUAGCUUCAAUGUAAGUUGGGUUUUGUUGAUUUUGAGUUUUUAGUAGGAUAUUUAAUAGUGCAAUAUUUUGGUGGUUUCCGCCAUUGUAGGUGGGCUACCACCAAAGCUCCUCCUUCUGUACAGUACAAUGUGAGGAGAUUGCACUGUUCAUUUGGAUUAUUCUGAAUCCUCUUCAUAUGGAAUAAUAUAUUAAGCUUUAUAAUAAUCGUAAUGGUAACUUCAUCUCUAAA
Benincasa hispida (wax gourd) is the source of this 2577-nucleotide messenger RNA. Its product is annotated as Subtilase family protein. The record is from RefSeq and is a predicted model, not a curated record. Lineage: Eukaryota; Viridiplantae; Streptophyta; Magnoliopsida; Cucurbitales; Cucurbitaceae. Gene Ontology annotation, molecular function: serine-type endopeptidase activity. Gene Ontology annotation, biological process: proteolysis.